GUGAGAGGAGUUUGUUUCAGUUUCAAGGGUUUAUGUGCAUCAUUAUUCACACCAGCAUAUAGCAGAAAGAAACAAAUAUAUAACUGCCUCAAAUCUCAGCAACAUAUAAAUAUCUAUAUCUAUAUAUAUAUAUAUAUUUAUACAUACAUAUAUCGGAUCUAGCGGUGGUGAACGUGGUGUAAUUUAGGUUUCAUCAUUAUUGUUUUUUAAAUUUUGAAAGAAAAAAAUUAAGCAAAGUAUCAUUCUAAGAGGUUACUGUUCUCUAGAAUAUCAUCUUAUAUAGUGAGAAUAAUUGAAUUAGCAUUGAGAAAAAUGUGUAGUGAAAAUAAAGAAGCGAGUUCGAGAAUCACUUGGGAAGGUUGCAGCGUUUUGCUUGACAUCAAUGACGGUGACCGUCUCGUUUUCGCUCGUCUUUCACCUGCGGCGAAAUUGAAGAUUGGAAAUAAGAAUUGCUCUUUGAAGCCAUUGAUUGGGUGUCCCUUCGGUACUGUUUUUCAACUUGAUUCUUCUUCCGACGGACCUUUUCUUUCUCCCCUUCAACCCAAAGGUAAUGUUAAUAACACUGAAGAAAUUAAAGAUGGUCAACUUAACGGUGAAGUUAGGGACAAUCGGUCGUUGAUUGACAAUAAUACGGCCCAAAGCCUCACCGGUGAAGAUAUAGAAGAUAUGCGAAGGCAGGGUGCAAAGGGUGAUGAAAUAAUUGAAGCUCUGAUUGCCAAUAGCGCAACAUUUGAAAAGAAAACAUCAUUCUCGCAGGAAAAAUAUAGACUUAAGAAGCAGAAGAAAUAUGCGCCAAAAGUACUUAUGAGGCGUCCUGUUGCUCGAAGUAUAUGUGAGGCCUAUUUUAAGAAGUAUCCAUUGAAAAUUGGAUUCUUGCGGGUGGACACACUGUCCCUUCUACUUUCAAUGGCUAAUGUUUCUUCAAAUUCUGACAUUCUCGUUGUUGAUAUGGUUGGUGGCCUUGUCACUGGUGCUGUGGCAGAGCGUUUAGGAGGCACUGGCUAUGUAUGCAACACAUAUCUUGGACAGGCACCAUAUUCCAUGGAUAUUGUGAGGAUAUUUAAUUUAAGCGAUGAAAUCUGCAAGAGAAUUCUAAGGUGUUCCAUGUCUGACUUGUUGUCACAAAAAGAAUCACAGCAACAAAAUCUGCUAAAUGAUGAAAGCCAAUCAAAUGAUCAAAUGAAUGUGUUAGGCGGCAUUGAGGAAAUCUCUCAUUCAUCAGAAAAUGCAAUUUCUGAUCUUGGUGCUGAGAAUACCACAUUGCCUGCUCUAAGAGCUUGCAAAGCAGCAAAGGCUGGAGAAAAGGCAUCUCCAGAAGUUGUUGACUCAUGGAAGGAAAAUGGUUUUUCUAGCCUUAUUAUUGCUGCACCAGACGUGGAUACUUGGACAUUGGUUAAAGACCUAUUGCCACUUUUAUCGAACUCUGCCCCAUUUGCUAUUUAUCACCAAUAUCUUCAGCCUCUAGCAACUUGCAUGCACAAUCUACAGCUUGGGAAAAUGGCCAUUGGAUUGCAAAUAUCAGAGCCUUGGCUCCGUGAAUACCAGGUACUUCCAUCAAGAACUCACCCGUGCAUGCAAAUGAGUGCAUUUGGGGGAUACAUUCUCAGUGGGACAAAGAUCUGCAGCAGCUGAUUCCAGCUCCCUUAAUUACACCUCUGUUGGUCAGCCAAAAGCGUUUUUAUAUGGCCAAUGUACACUAGUUCUCUAUUUAACUGUUUUUCUGCCCACAAGCCUUUUAAGUUUUAACUAACACAUUAUUUUUUUGCGGGCUGGAAUAUGAUUUUUGUACUAUAUAGCUUUUCUAUUUUUAUUUCAUUAAUUAAUCACCUAAAAUUUAAUAAUAGCCAAACUAUCCUUGUUAUUAAUCUAA
Cicer arietinum (chickpea) is the source of this 1870-nucleotide messenger RNA. RefSeq lists its product as uncharacterized. Gene Ontology annotation, biological process: tRNA methylation. The record is from RefSeq and is a predicted model, not a curated record. Gene Ontology annotation, cellular component: tRNA (m1A) methyltransferase complex; nucleus. Lineage: Eukaryota; Viridiplantae; Streptophyta; Magnoliopsida; Fabales; Fabaceae.